AACACUUCUCGUGUUCAAACACAUUUCACUUUUUUCAGUGGAUUCCCUUUGGAUUGUUACCAUUGCUCAGCUGUACAGAUAAAUCACAGGAUAAGGAUAUUGGGAGACAACAUGGCGAGUUUAUCUUAAGUUACUGAAAUUGUACAGGGUUUUGAGAGAUGGACGGCUUGAUGGAAUCUAAUUUGUCCCUGCUGUCUUCUUCAAAAGAUGAAUUUAAAGCUGAAGAUUAUGUACAGCCUCAUUACAAAGAGGCAUAUCGGUUAGCCAUAGACUGUCUUGUUGAAGGUGGAGAAGUGUCUUAUGAAAAGUUCAUCAAAGAAGAAGGCAUUUGGGGAUUUCUUUCUGAGGAUGAAAUCCACCAUAUUAAAGAAAGUGCUGUACAACUGUCCACAGCCAAUCACUCGGAGGAAACAGACUGUGCACCCGACGAGUCGUCCUCUACGGGUACCUACUGGCCCACUCACUCUGACACUGAGCCACCAAACCUAGAUUUAGGCUGGCCUGAGGUCUUGCACGGCCGGCUUAAGACCAAUGUAGACCUGCUGUUCCAUCCCCCAAGAGAAAACAGCCCCACCAUCAAGGAAAUGAUCCGCAAACACAUACAGGAUGCCAGACAGGUCAUUGCGAUCGCAAUGGACGUUUUUACAGAUGUAGACAUCUUUAAAGAGGUGGUUGAUGCAUCAGUUCGGGGUGUUCCUGUCUACAUUUUACUGGAUCAUAAUCACUUCAAAAGCUUUCUCAAUAUGAUAGAAAAACAAGAUGUCCAAAUUCAACAACUUAGAAAUAUGAGGAUACGUACAGUAAAAGGCCAGGAAUACUGCUGCAGAUCUGGAGCAAAGUUCUAUGGAGCGAUGGGGCAGAAAUUUAUCAUUGUUGACUGUAAAACAGUGUUUUUUGGAUCAUACAGCUUUAUGUGGUCUUAUGAGAAGAUGAACCUCAGCAUGGUGCAGGUUAUAACAGGCCAGCUGGUGGCAACUUACGAUGAGGAAUUUCGGACAUUGUAUGCUCGAUCGACAAUCCCAGCUCCAUUUCAGACUGCCAUUGAAAACCAGUCUGAUGUAAGGCCAAACGGUAAAGCGGAUGGAUACCUCAUUAAUUCCAGCAUCCCCUUUGAAAGGAAAGACCACUUAAGGCACACGCUUGAUGCAGUUUACCGGCAAACCUGCGAAAGGCGUUCAGGAUUUUCACCUUUGAGGGAACAUGAGGAAAGGCAGCUUACUACACCACAAACCCAUCUCCUUCAAGAAGCAUCAGAAUUUUACAAAAGACACAGCUAUGCGGGAGAGCGACAGGAACCUGUAUAUAUUCCACAGUUGUCAAAGUUUGGCUCCAGUAAUUGGAACGUGGCAGCAGCAGCAGCGAGCAGCCGUUAUGGUGGUUUCUCUAACAACAUGGACAACCAAUAUGAAAGUUACGUCAUUAACCCGAUGUACAGAGGUUCAAACAUGCGCCAGUCCUACCAUGGGCAUGACAAACAAAUUCUCAAUAUGAGGCAAAAGCUACCAAGUUUAGCUAGUACGUCCAAGUCUUUCCUUCGUACGUAUAGGAUAGAGUCUUACCUCAACAGCCCCAACGAUGCACCCUAUGGGGAGAACUACGAUUAUCCGGAUAAACACGAAAUUGAGCUAUAUAAAAUGGCGGCUCCUCAACACUCUCGCAUUAGGUCAUCAGUUGUCUUCACAUCCACCAUACCGGAGCAACCAGAGACCAACAGCUACUCUAAUAAUUCAAUGUCCUCCAACCACGAUCCAGCACGAAUUCAAUCAGGUUCUCAUCACAUUUAUUCUUCAUCCCAGUGGAAUCAGGCAGGUGCAACACAAUAUGAUGACUACAACAUGCAGAGGAAGCGCAACACACCGAUUUCAGAACAUUCAGGAACCAGCACAAGUUACUGCUCAGGAAGAAAUGCAAUAUAUGCAAGUCUGGAUAGAGCUAAAAACAGACUUCCAAACAAGGAAUGUUACAUCCAGCAAGACAACUUGUACAAAAGACUUAGUUUGGCCGAUCCCAGGUGCAAUACGUACAACAGUGACACGAACAAGCCCUCUAGUCACAUGUAUGCUUCUUUGCCUAGAGGACAAACGGAUAAGGUUUUGGUAAAUGAGAAUCCCAGAAGUGGACGGUACCCGCAGAAUCUGAAAGAGGAUCAGAGAUCUGUCUCACAUCAUGAUUUCAAAAAGACAGAUGAGAGCACAACUACCUCAGGAAAUCUAUGGCAAGAGCCUCCUUCGAGAACUGUGUCAGCAACAUUACUAGAAAGAGAGGACAGCAUAUCUAAUAGCAUAUCUGAUAGCAAACCUAAUAGCAUAUCAUCGCCACGCUUCUUUAAAAGGAGCACCAGGAAAAUAAAAUCUCUUCUAAACAUCCCGCAGAAGGGUGACAGUUCACCCAAAAGGAAGAAUCCUGCAAGUCUUAAGACUGGUAGCAGCACUGACACAAUUCUCUCCGAAGACGAAUCUGUGAGAGACAAGAAACAUCAGAGUAGCGCUACCGGUUCCAUCAAAUCGGCUGGACUCAGGCGCACAAAUGGGAAGAUUCCUAGUGUUGAGAAUCAUGCUUCCGCUGUGGUGGGAGAAACCUCUGCACCUCGGUUCAGCACCGAGGACCUUCACAGCCUACCUACAAGUGAUGUAGAGACUACCAAAACACAGGAGCAAACCUCAGUCAUUACUCAGAAUGUGAGGUCAAACUCAACUCUAACGAGAUCGGAUCUAUUGCCAAAGCAACACGUGUCAGCAAACAGGCUGUACAGCCGAUUCGAGCCACUUUGCUCAUUUGAAACGAAGCAUCCCUCAGAAGGUCGUUCUGCCUAUGUGUCUUCAAACAGCAAUGCAACGGUAAAAACGAGAAAUUCUGUGUUCUUAAGAGGAGAAACUUUUAAUAACCCUAACAGUUACACAAGCCAACAGACACAUGGGCAUGACAACAGAAUUGGUCGUUUCUUUCAAAGGGUUGGAAAUUUGAUACACAAGAAAUAAUGAUGCGCCAAUGUAUAGUGAAUAUACAUGUAGUGACAACAAAGAACAUCAGUUAUUGCCAAAAAAAAAAAAAAAACUGCAAAUGCUGUGAAACCAGAAAUUGUGUUUAUGAAAAUUCUGCUUCCAAUCUUCAUCCCAAGCACGUGCACACUCCUUACACACCACUAUUACAAUGCUUAUACAUUUACACUUCCGAAAAGCCACGGCCUUCAGCAGACAUAGCUCUCUUAAACUUUAAACGGUGUAAAUUAAACAAUUAGGGUUGCCACCCAUGUCUGAUAAAAAACCUGGACAUAUAGAUGACCCGGCCAAUUGGUUUGCUCACAGCCCCCCCCCCCAAAUAGCAUAAUAUUUCUAUAGGCUUAUGCAAUUAUUGGGAAAACUUUACAAUUCUCUUUUUUUCAAUUCUUAUUUGUUAACAUUAGUUAAUGUAUUAACUAACAUGAACUAACCGUGAGCAGUACAUUUGUUACUGUAUUUGUUAAUCUUUGAUAACGUUAGUAAAUAAAAUUACAGCUGUUCAUGGUUUAUUCAUGUUAGUUCACAGUGCAUUAACUAAUGUUAACAAGAUUUAAAUAAAUGUAUUAUUAACAUUAACAAAGAUAAAAAAUUGCUUUAUGCUAUAUAAGUGCAGUUUAUUAUUAGUUCAAGUGUUAACUAAUGAACCUUAUUGUAAAGUGUUACCCAAUUAUUUGUACAUUAUGUUAAAAUAUGUAAAUCAGGUUUACAAUUUAUUAAAGCUGCUUAUACUAUUUAUGUAAACUGUUUUUAUUUAUAUUCCAUUGCAACGUUAAACAGGUCUUAAUAGCAACUAGCAAAUAUGCACAUGAAAUUAAACUUGUUGAACUCACCUCAACAUGUAUUUUACAAUCAUUUAACCCGCCAUAGGAAAAGCUGAAGUCACUGUUACAAAGAUUUUAACUCUUUUUAAGACAGGGAUACACUUUCGUGUAGUCUGGUGUAAAAUGUGUCUUAUAUUUUCGCUUUUGGGGCACUCUCCCUCUGUCAUGGCGCUCCUGUUUCUAGAUACACUGAUUAGUUUGGUUUGGGAGAAGAGAUAAAAGCCCGCCCACACUGACAAUUGAUUGGUUGAUGUCCUGAAACAGGCCAAUCAGGAAGCUCUCUGUCUUACAUGCGCUAAAUGAGGCAAACACACACACAGACGCAAGGUCUCCCUCUCUGCCGUGCGCGCGCUAAAUUUCAUAUUCACAUAGCGUUUCAAAAAAAACGGGACAUUCAGUGUCCCGGGAGAGUUGAUAAAUUUCCCGGGACAGGUUAUUAAAAAGAAGGACAAUCCCGGUAAAACCGGGACAGGUGGCAACCCUAGAAACAAUGGUUGUGUUUCACACAUGAUGCUUCUGAAUGCUGCUACUUGCAAAAAAAAAACAAUCCCUAGAACAAGCCAUUUUCUUUGGUGCAUGUAAACAAUGUUGGGAUGGUGGGAUGCUCAAAAAGAGAAAUGUUUUGAUACUGUCACAGAGCUACAGUGUUUACACUUUCAAGGAAAUCAACCUGCUGAUUGUUUACUUAUAUAGUCUGCAUAUCAAUUCGGCAGAGGAAAAUUAUUUUUAUUUUACAAAUUACACACUUGAGCUUUAAAAUUGUAGAACAAUGUUUACUUGAAUGCAUGCUGAUGCCAGUGUUGAAGGUCGGCAUUAUAACCUGUUAAAAAAGUACUGUUACACUGCCUAUCUCUUGUAGUCAGACUCAAAAUAAAUCCUUCUAUUCAUGAUAUUUGUGUGCUAAAAAGAUGAUGAUGUCUUGAGUGGGGCUACAGGCAGAUGUAAUGAUAAUAAUUUCGUAAUUUCUCUCACUUGAGUAAUUGUUACUUUGAAAUGUUAACUGUGGAUGAAACCUCCCAUUUUGGUCUGAUUGCAAGCUGUAACAAACCAUUCUUACAAUCAUGAAUUGCACUUCUGUCUGGAGAGCAGCUUCCCCAAAAUAGCUCAUCUUGUCAUUGUUAAAGCUGACAUAAAAAAUGGAACACAUGCAAGAUAAAUAAAUGUUGGUUGAUGGGAAA
This is a messenger RNA of Misgurnus anguillicaudatus (oriental weatherfish), 4998 nucleotides long. RefSeq names its product family with sequence similarity 83 member B (gene sack1b). Gene Ontology annotation, biological process: signal transduction. Gene Ontology annotation, cellular component: membrane; cytoplasm. Gene Ontology annotation, molecular function: protein kinase binding. NCBI's taxonomy places the organism in Eukaryota, Metazoa, Chordata, Actinopteri, Cypriniformes, Cobitidae. The record is from RefSeq and is a predicted model, not a curated record.